UCUUAGAGCCAAUUGGUGGGGUGAUAUUCGAAGCGAGGAAAUACGUUCCAUUUGAUACCCGGUGUUGGUUUAUUGCGAUACUUUGAUAUAUUGUGUUUGAUAUCCAGAGCUUUUUGUCGAUUUGAUCAAUUGAUUAUUUUGCCGCCUCGAUAAGAUAUACAAAAUGAAUUUGUUGAAGAAGUUUAUUGGAUCGAGUGCCACUGAUGAAAUUGCGCUGAUUCCUUCCGGUAAGUUGUUUCUAACCAGAUCGCCCAAUUCACCAAAAGGAGAACUUGAGUGCUUAUACAAUGAUGCUUUUGCCAGUAUUAGACAAACGACUACUCCAUUUUAUUAUCAAUUGUGUAUUAUCAAGGCUUACCAAGAAGGAGAGCUCGAUGGCCAUGGGUCUGCAGGGUUUGACGAUCUGGAUAACGAUGAUGAUUAUGACGAUCGUCAUCACGAUUCGGCCACUUCGAAUGAAAUCGAUGGCGUAAGCCAUACCAAGGAUGAAUGGUCUUUUCAAAUUCUGGAAGACUUACAAAUUUACCAGUAUAACAAACCAAACGGGUCAAGAGCUAUCAGAUGGAAUGACAUGAGUGGAGAUUUAGGCGAUAAAUUUGAAUUUGUCAUUGAUGAGGAGAUUAAAUUUAAUGAAAUUGAUGGGUUUGUAUUUUCUUUAUACAAAUGCUUAUAUGAGACUAGAUAUCAAAGAAGCUCCUUAGGUAUAAAAAGUAUAGAUGAAUUAUCAGAAUUCACUUAUGAUCCUAAAUCGGAAUUUUCUGAAUUAGAUGAUUUGAAAAAAUUACAAAAUGACAAAUCAAAAGAAACUAAAGCUAAGGGAACCAAAGAAGAUCCAUUGUUUGUGGAGGACUCAGAUUCUAGUGAUGACGAAAGUGCAUUCCAUGACGCACUUACUAACUUUAAUUAUGUAUUACCUACAAUUAAGGGGGAUAUUAUUUUUGAAUGUGACGAAGCGAAAAUCUUUUUGUUUGAUCCAGUAAGUUCAUCUUUCAAAAGUAUUGAACCAGAUAAUAAAGUAAAGGUUUGUGUGGUUGAUAGAAAUAAUUUCACCUACCAGUUAAGAGUAACUAGUCCGCUGGUUGCAGUCCUGGCAGAAAUUGUGGAAGGUUUGAAUCCAACGUUUGAUGAUGAUAAUUUUAUUUUCAAUUAUCAAACUGUUAACAUGAGUGGAGAAAUCUCGUCAUUUUCUUGGUUAUUAGCAUUUGAACUGACAGAUAGUUUUAAUUCUUUCGAACAAAUCUUUUUAACUAGUCUUUGGCAAUUUUUAAAUAAGACAAAGUUUGCAGUGAAAAAGGAAGAGUCUGCCGAUAAAGAUUAUAUUAUUAAUGCAAUGUCCAAUUUAAAUAUUGAUAAUAAUAAGCCAGAGACCGAAGAAGAAGCCGAAUCCGAAUCCGAAUCCGAGCCCGAAUCCGACUCUGAAGAUGAUGAAGUAAAAUUGCAACGUGCAGUCAAUGCUAGUAUCAGAGAUAAAUCUGAUCGUAGAAGACCGUUAAAUGAAGAGGAUGACGACUACGACGAUUUUGCUGAUCAAAGGGAAUAUGACAGAUUUAGAGAGAAAAAAAAUGAAACCAAUUCUGGAUUAUCAGUGGGAUCGUCCAAAGAUCGUAAUUAUGUUGUUAGAGGUGAUAAAUUGGGAGUUUUCAGUAACGAUGGGGAUGAAUUGAAAUAUCAAACUACAAUUAGUAAUGUUCGUGAUUUAAAUGGUAAAUCAAUCAAACCUCAAGAUUUAUUAUUACAUAGACAAGAUAAUUUUAUGAUUUUCAAGAAGAAGUCAAGUGAUGAAACAUCGAAAUUAUUUAAAAUGGAUUUAAAUCGGGGGAAAAUUAUAGAAGAAUGGAGCAUGGAAGAAGCUGCCGCCGAUGGUGGUGUUACCGCGUAUGGACCAACAUCCAAAUUAGCACAGUUAACUGAUGAACAAACAUUACUUGGGACGAGUAAAAAUGGUAUUUUCUAUAUUGAUCCUAGAGAAAGUGGUAGUAAAAUCGUUAAUGAUUCAACUUUCAAACAAUAUAAAACCAAAAAUAAUGGCUUUUCCACGAUUGCAACCACAGUUAACGGUUAUGUUGCAAUUGGGUCAGAUAAAGGUAAUAUUAAAUUAUUUGAUCAAGUUGGUAAAAAUGCUAGAACUGCAUUACCAUCGCUUGGAUCCGAAAUCACCGGAUUAGAAGUAUCAAAAGAUGGAAGAUGGUUAUUGGUCACUUACCCAACAUUUUUAACACUUAUUGAUAAUAAGAUUGGACCGGGACAACGAAAUUCCGGAUCAAUUGGAUUUGAAAAAUAUUUUGAUCUGGAUAAAAAACCAACUCCAUUAAGAUUAUCAAUUAGACCCGAACAUUUUUCAUACAUGAUUAAUGAAACUGGACAAGAUUCUGUUAAGUUCACCAAGGCACAUUUCAAUACUGGUAUUGGGUCUACCGAGUCUACAAUUGUUACAUCAACCGGAAAAUAUGUCAUUGCAUGGUCAUUAAAUGAUAUAAUUAAAAAGAAAAAACAACCACAAAAUUCUUAUACUGUUUAUAGAUACGAUGAUCCAGUUGUUGCCGAUAACUUUAGAUUCAAUUCUAAUAAUGAUGUUAUCACUGCAACCAAAGACGAUGUUUCAAUGGUUAGUAAACGUGGAUUCCGUAAAGCUUCUAAAGAAUCCUUAACCAAAAAAAACUAA
Molecule: messenger RNA, 2662 nt
Organism: Hyphopichia burtonii NRRL Y-1933
Lineage: Eukaryota; Fungi; Ascomycota; Pichiomycetes; Serinales; Debaryomycetaceae
Gene: VID27
Product: Vid27p
Exons: 1
Coding region: 164-2662 (832 amino acids)
Cellular component (GO): cytoplasm; nucleus
Molecular function (GO): protein binding
Source: RefSeq, a predicted model, not a curated record